GCCAAGUGCUCUCAUUUAAACAAACUUGAUAGAAAACCUCGCCAGGAUGCUACAGACCAAAUGUGGUGUUAUUCUGACCAGAAGUUUUAGAGAAGAUGUUUAAGUGAAAAUGUGGACGAUGGACGCCGGACCAUCUAAUAGCUGAACCUUCGGUUCAGAUGGGGUUUCUUUCGCUGCUUUGGCUACCAGUUAGAAUUUCUUUAAACCUCAUCGAAAAAUUCUUAUUCAUUUUGAUUAACCUGUAUGACACGUACUGUUACAGUCCUCUGCAGACGACGCUUUCGCCCGUUGUUGCUAGGAUACCACGUGCAAUACACCUUGGAGACCGUAAAGUCGAUGUGUUCACUGCGAACAUUGUGUCAUGGUCGCGGACAAUACUGGUUAUACCAGUUGCAUGGUGUUUAAAAUAUAACUACCCAGUCACUGCAUUCCUGUGUGUUAUACUCCAUGAUUUUCUGGAUCACCUGGACGGUAUUGUUGCAAAAGUGCAAAAGUCCAUCUAUGGUCAGAUUGACGAUCCGUUAUUGGGAGGCUUCAUGGACGCCUUCUGUGAUAAAAUAGUAAACUGCGUUUCAUUAUGGACAAUUCUGAUGGUGACGGACUUCAGCAAGAUGACUGCCUCUCAAACAUUACUGUUCACAGGCGCAUGUGCUGUUAUCAUAGCGUAUGAAUUUGUUCUUGGCGUUGUCAGGGUGCAGGACUACUUCCAGGCUUAUUAUUCGAGAAAAUACAAAGCGGUUUCUACGGAAUCAAAAACAAACGUGGCUGCCGUAAUGGAAGGAAAACUGAAGGAAAAGCUUGAGUCAAUGGGUAUAGGCUGUCUAUGUCUGGCACAAGGGGCUGCUGUUCCUAUUUCAAGUAUAUCUGGGAUUAUUGGAGUGAUAUGUCUCUUGUUGUCAAUACGGCUAGCGCAUGCAAGUCUGGACCAUAAACUCAAACCAAGAAGAGAGAAACAGUCCAAGAUAGAACAAGAUGAAGGCACAGAAUGCCGAAGUUUUGGGACACAGACUGAAGAAAAACUGACUGUAAAACCUGAAAGACAAAUGAGUAUAUUUGGGGACCUUGUAGAAGAUCCAGAUGACCUUGAUGAAAAGUCUGACACUUCCUCGGAGAAAGAAGAGGAAGUUGAGGAGAUGAAGAUGUCGCCAUCACACCGGAAGUUGUCGAUGAAAAGGUCCCAGUCUGUACCAUCCUGGAAAAUAUUACAGAAAGUGGAUAAAGUGUACACAGUCGGCUGUUUUGACCUUUUUCAUGAAGGUCACAAAAUACUGAUGGAGCGGCUGAAAGAAUUAGGAAAACAAGUAAUAGUUGGUGUCCAUGACAGCAGAAGUAUAUUCAAGCUGAAGAAAAGAGUACCCAUUGACAGUACUUAUAAAAGAAUGUCAAACGUCAAAAAUUAUGCCGAUGUGGUAUACUGCAUAUCUGGAACAGAUCCGACGCAGUUCCUAAAAUGCAUAUUUGACGUCAAUGAGCCGGUAACCAGCAUGUACGUUCGAGGAGACGAUAUGCCAAACUUUCCCGCCAGAAAGUUCAUCGAGGAAGUGAUGCCCGUGCAUUUCCUCCCCUAUUCAGAGUUUGUAUCCUCAACAAAAAUACGGAAAGAAGUUUAUAACGCUUCAAUGUUUGGACCUCACGUGAAUGAUGACGACCACAUUAUGUUUUACUGACACAGAGGUUAUAUGACACUUAACACAUUCUCGAGCUACCUUUAUGCUGUCGUGCAAAUUAUAUGAUACGAUUGGAGUACGAAUUUAUGUAAACACAUGCGUAGUUUUGGAAAUAAUAUCUCUGUUAUUGUAACAAAUGUGUUA
Messenger RNA from Mercenaria mercenaria, 1811 nucleotides. RefSeq lists its product as uncharacterized. Gene Ontology annotation, biological process: phospholipid biosynthetic process. Gene Ontology annotation, cellular component: membrane. Gene Ontology annotation, molecular function: phosphotransferase activity, for other substituted phosphate groups. NCBI's taxonomy places the organism in Eukaryota, Metazoa, Mollusca, Bivalvia, Venerida, Veneridae. The coding region runs from base 159 to 1667 and encodes 502 amino acids. The record is from RefSeq and is a predicted model, not a curated record. The transcript is spliced from 11 exons.